Molecule: messenger RNA, 2662 nt
Organism: Sebastes umbrosus (honeycomb rockfish)
Lineage: Eukaryota; Metazoa; Chordata; Actinopteri; Perciformes; Sebastidae
Gene: f13a1b
Product: coagulation factor XIII, A1 polypeptide b
Exons: 16
Coding region: 207-2462 (751 amino acids)
Biological process (GO): blood coagulation, fibrin clot formation; peptide cross-linking
Molecular function (GO): protein-glutamine gamma-glutamyltransferase activity
Source: RefSeq, a predicted model, not a curated record
GAAAUUCACCAACUAGGCAGUGAAGAAGAGGACUGCUUGCAAGUAAACGUGGAGGGUAUAUAAGCAGAAGCAGAAGUCUCCCAAGACGGAGCAGCAGCAGCAGCAGCAGCAGCAGCAUCAGCAGACCGACUCCAACCAUCAGCAGCUUCUCUCUUCAACUUCAUCUGAGUCCUGCGACGGAUCAUCGACCCUGACCUAUCGCCACCAUGUCUGAUAGAGCCGCCACCCUGCCCCCCGAUACUCCCCCCGAUACUGCCCCCGAUACUGCCCCUCCUCGUCCCAGCGGACCCCCUCCCAAGACGACGAACCGUGGCCGCACCGCCGUUCCCGUCUCCAGCUCCAACUCUGACUCAACUGACAUACCUGAGUUUGAGCCCUUUGGUUUCCCGGGCCCGAGAGGAUUUCCACCUAUGACUGAGUAUCUCGACAUCACGGAGGUGGACAUGCUGAAGGAGCGGAACGAGAGCAACAAGAUUGAACACCACACCGAGUUGUACAACUCUGACUAUCUCGUCGUCCGUCGGGGACAAGAGUUCCAGGUCAAGAUCAAGUUCAACCGUCCCUACAAACCCGAAACAGACAAGUUUGCAGUGGAGUUUGUCAUCGGCUCCAACCCCCAGUACAGCAAGGGCACCUACAUUCCCGUCUUCAUCACCAAGGACCGUCAAAGCUCCUGGGCAGGCCGCAUCACAAACACCGCCGGCAACACGGUCACCAUGGGCAUCACUCCCGCGGCGAACUGCAUCGUGGGGAAGUACCACAUGUACGUCGCCGUGGUGACGCCCUUCGGCAUCCGCAGGACCAGACGGGACGAGAGCCGAAACCUCUACAUCCUCUUCAACCCCUGGGCUACAGCUGAUGCCGUGUUCCUGGACGAUGAGAAAGAGAGACAGGAGUGUGUGUUGAAUGAGAUUGGGAUCAUCUACCACGGCGCCUACGAUGAUGUCGCUGAAAGAGACUGGAACUAUGGACAGUUUAACUACGGAGUCCUGGAUGCCUGUCUGUACAUCAUGGAUCGGUCUGACAUGCCCAUCACCGACAGAGGAGACCCCGUCAGGGUGACCAGGAAGGCCUCUGCUAUGCUGAACUCUCGUGAUGACGACGGCGGCGUGCUGGUGGGGAACUGGAGCGGCGACUACACUUACGGAGUGGCGCCCACUUCCUGGACUGGCAGCACAGAGAUCCUGCUCACCUACGAAAGCACCAAGCAGCCCAUCUGCUACGCUCAGUGCUGGGUCUACGCCGCCGUCUUCAACUCCUUCCUGCGCUGUCUCGGCAUCCCGUCGCGGGUCAUCACCAACUUCUACUCUGCUCACGACAACGAUGGAAACCUGAAGACCGACAUCAUCCUGGACGAGAACGGCAGGAUCGACCGCGCUCGCACCAGAGACUCUAUCUGGAACUAUCACUGCUGGAAUGAGUGCUUCAUGUCCAGACCAGACCUCCCAACUGGCUUUGGAGGCUGGCAGGUUGUGGAUGCGACACCACAGGAGACCAGCGAUGGCAUGUACAGAUGUGGUCCUGCAUCAGUCCAUGCCAUCAAACAUGGUCAGAUCUGCUUCCCAUUUGACGCUGCCUUUGUGUUCGCUGAGGUCAACAGCGACGUGGUGUUUUAUUCCCGGAGUAAGGAUGGGACCAUGGAGCCGGUCAAAGUGAACCGGACUCACGUAGGCCGCAUGGUGUUGACCAAAACUCCAGGAGAAAUGACCCGCCGCGACAUCAGCGAUCAAUACAAGUUUCCUGAAGGCAGUACGGAGGAGCGGACGGUCCUGGAAAAAGCGGAAGAGUACGGCUGUCAGCGGGAGAAGUCCGACCUUCCUGAGGCUGACGUGGACCUGGUCCUGCCCACCCUGGAGGUCAGCGUGGGUGACGACUUCGAGCUGAGCCUGGAGUUCGUAAACCGCAGCGACCAGGAGCGCACCGUGGACGCCUACAUCAGCGGGAGCGUGGUGUUUUACACCGGAGUCAGCAGCACCGAGUUCCUGUUCAGUACUCCCUCAGUGACGAUUGGGCCAAACAAAAGUGUGAAGGAGUUGGUGACGGUCGAGUCAAGGGACUACAUGAAGCAUCUGGUGGAACAGGCCAACCUCCACUUCAUCGCCACUGGGAAGAUCAAGGAGACCGGCCAGAUCGUCACCGCCAUGAAAGUCGUCACCCUGCACAACCCCAAACUCACCGUCACGGUGUCCGCAGUUGGCAAAGUGAAUGAAGAGAUGAUGGCGAAAGUGGAGUUUACAAACCCCUUCACCACCAGCCUGCAGGGCGUCUCCAUUCGCAUGGAAGGACCCGGGCUCAUGCCGCUGAAGUCCAGAUAUUACAGUCUGCUCCCAGGACACUCCUCCCUGACCUGGAGCGAGUUUUUCGUCCCGCAGAGGGCCGGCAUCAGCAGGGUGAUGGCCUCUCUGGACUGUCCUGAGCUCAGGCAGGUCUCCGGCCAGGCGUCCGUCACCAUCAAUCCCUGAGCCGCCGAUCGCUGCAGAAUCACUGACGCCAGACAACAUUCAACUCACGUACACAAUAUAAGCAUAUAACAUAGUUACAGCUUACAGCUUAACAGAUGUAGCUUCAGCAUUUAUGAUAACAAUAGUUUAGUCAUAAGAAAAGAGAGAUCUCUUUGAUCUAGAAAAUACAGUUAUUUUUAAAAGUGUGUUAAUGCAAGUUU